Molecule: messenger RNA, 429 nt
Organism: Dovyalis caffra
Lineage: Eukaryota; Viridiplantae; Streptophyta; Magnoliopsida; Malpighiales; Salicaceae
Source: the annotation of a GenBank genome assembly
AUGGCACACCAUUUGCUAGCACCUGACCUAGAGUGGUGGUUCCAUGGUCCACCAAUCCACCAACAACAUUUGAUGAGCUUGCUCACUGGCCAAUCAUCAUCUUCAUCAACAACACCAAACAACAAAUCCUUCACCUUUCACCCUCUCUCCAAUAUUGUUGGCUUUGGAUCAAUGGUCCUUGUUGAAGGGUUUAACAAAGAUUGGAAUGUUUCAUGGGUUCAUGCAUGGAUUGUGACGAAUGGGAUCGUUACCCAAGUUAGAGAAUACUUCAAUACUUCUGUUACUGUCACUCGUUUUGGGGAUGGAGGAUCCUCCAUAGCAUCAUCACAUGCUAUUACUACUUCUCAAUCUGGGCCUAGGUGCCAAAGCGUUUGGCAAAGCAAGGUCUCUGAUAAUAAGUCUGUGCCUGGUCUUGUUUUGGCACUCUAA